AUGACAGUCACUGAGUUGAUAGCAGUCCACCAAGACCAAACUAUCUGGGAUUGGAUCUUUGAGUCUCCCAAAUUCAAUUCACUGCAGAAAUCACCCGAAAAGGUCGGGGGAUAUGUCAAUACAAAGACGAAGCAGCGCCUUGGCUAUGGCGAAGUCAAGGAGCUUGCGACCUAUCUGUCGAUGGCGCUCUACCAAGACCACAACAUCCGAGCCGGUGAUCGUGUGAUCAUCUUCAGUGAAAAUAGUAUUUGGUAUCCCGUUGCUAUGUUUGGUACCAUUCGACUGGGAGGCAUCGCCUCAGGAGCAUCUCCAUUUCAUUCUAUCAACGAAAUGAGCCAGAUGAUCCAGGUGGCCCGACCGGCGGUCAUCUUCGCAUCUCUGACACAUUUGCCAGUGGCCUUGAGCAGUGCUAAGGUCAAUGGUAUGCGUCAAGAGCAGGUUAUUUUGUUGGAGGGCAGAGCGGAUGGCACUGCCAGCCUGGCAAACCUGAUAUCCCGAGGGAAAGAAUUUGCUCAAACAGACCAAGUCCCCAGCUACCAAGUGGCACAUGGAAAAACAAAUGGAGACGUUUGUGCAUUUUUGGGUUUUAGCAGUGGCACGACUGGCCACCCAAAAGGAGUAAUGCUAUCUCACAAAAACGUGAUUGCACAAUGUUUGCAGCUUAGACAGGUGACGGUCCCAGGUCUCACCAGAACCAUUGCUGCUUUGCCAUUUUUCCACGUCACUGGCCUCGUACACUCUCUCAAUUUUCCCGCUGCACAGAACAUGGAGGUGGCCAUUUUGCCAGAGUUCACGAUGAAAGGGAUGCUAGAGGCCUUGGUCGAAUACCAAAUUGAAGAGUUGCUUCUCGUCCCGCCAAUUGUCAUUCGACUCGUGCAGGAGCCGAUUGUAGAUCAGUAUGACUUGUCGCGUCUGAAGCGAUUUUUCUGUGGUGCAGCACCUCUCAGUAAGAGCGUUAUCGCGCAGCUCCGGGCCAAAUUCCCCCACACAGGCUUCAAACAGGGAUACGGAAUGACCGAAUCUUGCUCGGCCGUUACCCUGUGCCCACCGGAAAUGUACUCCUACGACAAUGCACACACUGUUGGGGUGCUUCUGGGGAGCACGGAGCUAAAGAUUAUCGGCGAAGAUGGACGAGAGCUGGGGGUAAACGAACCGGGUGAGAUUUUGUUACGUGGACCGCAAGUGGCCAUGGGGUAUUGGAAAAAUCCCAAGGCCACGGCGGCAACUUUUGAUGCUGAAGGUUUCCUCCAUAGCGGUGAUCAGGGAAUGAUAGACGCCAGUGGGCUUGUCACUAUCACAGAUCGACUGAAGGAGUUGAUCAAGGUCAAGGGAGUGGGGGUUGCUCCGGCGGAGCUCGAGGACUUGUUACUCAGUCACGCCAGCGUGGAGGAUUGUGGAGUUGUCGCCAUGCCGGACGAAAGAGCCGGGGAAAGACCCCAGGCAUUCGUUGUCACCAAGGGGUGUCUACCAAGCCCGCAAUUGGGUCACGAAUUGAUGGAGCUCGUUCGCAAGAGCAAGGCGCGCGAGAAGUGGAUUCACGAAAUCGUGUUUGUGGAUUCGAUCCCGAAAAGUGCCUCGGGCAAGAUUCUUCGGCGGCAACUGCGGAUGCAGCCACAAGACGCAAAGCUCCCUCGAGGCUUGACGGUGAGAUGGACACAGUCACAGGCCCGUCUGUGA
Molecule: messenger RNA, 1677 nt
Organism: Penicillium maclennaniae
Lineage: Eukaryota; Fungi; Ascomycota; Eurotiomycetes; Eurotiales; Aspergillaceae
Exons: 3
Coding region: 1-1677 (558 amino acids)
Biological process (GO): secondary metabolic process
Molecular function (GO): CoA-ligase activity
Source: RefSeq, a predicted model, not a curated record